This is a messenger RNA of Vigna radiata var. radiata (mung bean), 736 nucleotides long. RefSeq lists its product as uncharacterized. The record is from RefSeq and is a predicted model, not a curated record. Bases 145 to 405 code for a protein of 86 amino acids. The transcript has 2 exons. NCBI's taxonomy places the organism in Eukaryota, Viridiplantae, Streptophyta, Magnoliopsida, Fabales, Fabaceae.
AUAAAUAUAAAUAUUAAAGAGGGCUUCCAUUGAUAAUCUUGUCCUUCUCUUCGCUAUUCCAUCAAAACCAAAGGGUUGGUCUCAUUCGACCCCACCAUCGCUGUUCCAUACUCUCUGCCUUCAAAUCACAAAGGCUAAAAGAAAAUGAGCAAGGGACCAAGCUGGUCUGACCAAUGGGGGAAUGGAGGGUUUGGCAGUGACCACUAUGAGGAUGAGAAAGUGAAGAAGAGCAGUGGAAGCAGCAAGAAGAUGGCUGCUGGUAUGGACAAGGCCAAAGCUGCAGCAAUUGUGGGUGCUGACAAGGCUAAAACUGCUGCUGUAGUGGGCGCCCAGAAGGUGAAGAGUGGAACUUCUGCUGGAAUCAAAUGGGUCAAGAAUCAGUACCAGAAAAGGACUUCCAAGUGAAGUUUCACUCAGACAGUUUCAGUUCAUAGCUUUGGUAAAUAAUACAUGAUGAUCUAGUAAAGUGUUUUGCUUGUUUGUGUGCAAUUUCCAUUGCAACAAUCCAGAUUAACUUCUUAUUUGUAUUUUUCAUUUGUUUGUAGAAAAUUGUUGGGUGUUGAUCAUGUUAUUAGUUUACCUGAAAUCUUUCUGUGACUGCUCAUUCAGCAGAUUUUACAGUUUUACACCAUUUGUUCCUACUGCAGGGUGAUGUUUUACAGUAUUAUACUGUGAGUUUUAUAUUCUGUAGUUAUUUUCGGAACACAUUUCAAUUAUGAUAUGAUAACGUUAUUUA